UUGAACAGGUUCAGGAUCAGGGAGUGUCUUAACACAUGAGAUGUCUCACAAAGGCUCUGCCGCAUUUCGGGUGUGCUUCAUACCUUUUCCUCUCAUGUGGAAAGAAGUAUCUGAUUUGUUGCAGAUAUGAAGUACCAAGUUGUUUUGUAUCCUGUGGCUGGAAUUGUUUUCCUCCUACUUAUAUGGGGAAUUGCUUCAUUUGAUGUCCAGGAUAAAUCAACAAAAUAUUUUGGACUUUAUGAAAAAGAUCGAGUGAAACUAAAGACGGUGGAAGAGCUUGCUACUGCCAGGUCAAAGUGUGGCGUCUCCAAACUCUGUGGGCCAGGUCACUAUGCCUUCCAUAUCCGGAGUGGAGCAGCUAAUACAGUCGGGCCAAAGAUCUGUUUUGAGGGUAAAAUGAUCAUGAGUGAGGUGCACAAUAACGUGGGGAUUGGUCUGAACGUUGUGGUGGUAAAUGGUAAAACUGGAGAUGUGGAGAACAUUCGCCUUCUUAAUGGAAGCCCACAAGAGGUCCUGGCAUUCCUGAACGACAUUAAACCUGGGAUGAUUUUAUUGGCUGCCACUUAUGAUAAUGCAAAUGGAAUGUCAAAAGAGAUCAGGGAGUUUUUCACUGCACUCGGGAGCUCUAAGGUCAAGUCUUUAAAUACUCGAGACAACUGGGUGUUUGCAGCGAGAACGGGGACGCCAAAAACAGUGCAUUUUGAGCAGCUAAACGUUAAUGAGGAGACAAAAAACCUUUAUGAGGGAUGGCCAGAAACAGCGGAGACAGAAGGCUGCUUCUCAAGUUCCGUUGGACAACAAAACUUGCCUGAAGUCUGAUUCGAUGAACGGCAGGAGAAGACGUCUGCAUUCUUGUUUUUUAUCAUUUGACCCUUAAGACCAUUGAGAGUAGUCGCUGGUAGUUAAAUCCCCAGUCUUUCCUGUCAAAAUGAAAUGUACUGAUGAAUAAACAUUAUUUGAUUCAAUUAAUGUUGUUUUUGAUCUCUGCUACUUUUAGCAGAGAUCAGCUUUAGCUUUUAUCUGACAUGUCUGUUUUUCUUGUCGUGGUAUGCUUCUCCAUUUCACCUUGAAGAUCUAGGAGGACUCAGAAUCUCUUUAUUAAUUCACUCAUUUAAAAAGUAAGAGUACUGAAGUAUCAUCAGCAAAAAGUAAAGUUACAAAAAUAAAAGUACACAUUGUGCAAUAAAA
Molecule: messenger RNA, 1188 nt
Organism: Paralichthys olivaceus (Japanese flounder)
Lineage: Eukaryota; Metazoa; Chordata; Actinopteri; Pleuronectiformes; Paralichthyidae
Product: protein FAM3C
Source: RefSeq, a predicted model, not a curated record